ACAUGACCUAUCCAGUAUAAAAUUUUAUCUGAUUAUCUGUUGUUUAAGAGCAAGCUCUUCCCCUUGAAAUGGUACCGUAAACCCAAGCUUGACUCUGCACCACUCCACCCAUGAAAGACAAAACCACCCUCACCACACCACUCUACACCACUCCACCCAUGUUUUUCUGAACCCACUUAUUUCUUUCAUGAUGGCCGUUCGAGCAGUGACCUCCUGCUCCCUCUUCCGCCCUUCCUCUCCGCCCCUCUUUUCCUCCGCCCUCCGUUUCUUCCCCUAUCGCUCCCGCGGCCCCCCUUCCCUCUCUCUCCGCUAUGGGGCCCACACCCAGACGCGCUCCGUCCAAAGCCUCUUCAACAGCCUCAUGGAGGAGCUUCGAGCCGCGCGCAAACGCCGCCAGAAGCGCGUCUCCGCCGCCGCUUCCAACCGCAUGGGAUUGUUGAAUGAAGAGCUUGCUGAAGAUAGACUUGUGAACCAUUCAUUGCAAAAAGGGUUGCUUUUGGAAUUCAAGAAGGAUUCUGAUAGAGUAUUGCUAGCAGUUGCUCAGAGACCUGAUGGCAAGAAGAACUGGAUGGUUUCUGAUCAGAAUGGUUUCACUUCUUCCAUCAAACCGCAGCAAGUGACAUAUAUUGUUCCUGGUAUUGACAAUUUUGACCAAGCAGAUAUUGCAGAUUUUGCUCAGAAGGCUCAGGAUAAUAUGGACCCAUCACUACUUGAAUUUGCUUGGGUAGAGCUCCUUGAAAAGAAUAAGUCUGUUACAGUUGAAGAGUUGGCUGAGAUAAUUUUUGGCAGUACUGAGGCCCUUGAGAGCUAUUCUGCGCAUCUCUUGCUAUCAAAAGACGAAGUAUACUUUACUGUACUGGAGACUAAAGGAUUUCGUUCCGUUUAUGGCCCUCGACCAAGUGGGCAGGUUGAGGAGCUUAUUCAUCAGAAGCUUGCAAAGGAGGCUGUUGAGAAAGAAUUUCAGGAGUUUAUUGAAUUACUGGCCUCUGUGAAGUCAAUGUCUUCACAAGACAAACCUCCAAAACAUUCAUGGACGAAGGAUGAGAGAAUUUGGAGCAGAAUUGAGUCACUUGAAGCAUAUGCUAUUGAUGCAUGUAAAAAUGACGAACAAAGGAAAACGGCUGGGAUGCAGGUACUUAAAGAAAUGGGUUUGGCAAAAACAGCAUCUUCAGCUGUAAAACUUCUGAUAGAUAUUGGAUAUUUUCCUGUACAUAUCAAUCUUGAUCUGUUGAAGUUGGGAAUUCCCACUGAUCAUUCAGAUGAAAUCAUAUCGGCUGCUCAAAGUCUUUUAUUGGACUCAUCUGAUCCAGACGAGAUUGAUAGGAAGAAUCUUACCGAUUUAAAGGUCUAUGCCAUUGAUGUUGAUGAGGCUGAUGAGCUUGAUGAUGCUUUGAGUGCAACAAAGUUGCAAGAUGGUCGGAUUAAAGUGUGGAUACAUGUUGCAGAUCCAACUAGAUAUGUUCAACCUGGAAGUAUUGUGGACAGGGAGGCUAUGAGAAGAGGAACUUCUGUUUUCUUGCCCACUGCUACAUAUUCUAUGUUUCCAGAAAAUCUUGCCAUGGGGGGCAUGAGUUUGAGACAAGGAGAGCUUUGUAAUGCAGUUACUGUAUCAGUUGUGCUGCAUAAUGAUGGCAGCAUUGCAGAAUAUUCAGUGUUUAACUCAGUGAUUAAACCAACAUACAUGCUUACAUAUGAGAGUGCAUCUGAGCUACUCCAUUUGAACCUUCAGGAGGAGGGUGAACUCAGAAUUUUGUCUGAGGCUGCAAACCUUCGUUCAAAUUGGCGCCGUCAGCAGGGCGCGAUUGAGACAGCAACAUUAGAUACUCGCAUUAAAGUGUCUAAUCCAGAGGAUCCAGAGCCAUCAAUGAAACUUUAUGUGGAAAACCAGGCAGACCCUGCAAUGCGAUUAGUCUCUGAGAUGAUGAUACUUUGCGGUGAAGCUGUUGCCACAUUUGGAUCUCGGAAUGACAUUCCUUUACCAUACAGGGGACAGCCCCAAUCAGAUAUGAAUGUUUCUGAAUUUUCCCAUCUCCCAGAAGGACCUGUUAGGAGCUUUGCACUGGUCAGAGUAAUGCGUGCUGCUGAAAUCGAUUUCAGGAAGCCAGCACGCCAUGGUGUUUUGGGGAUUCCUGGUUACGUUCAGUUUACAUCCCCCAUCCGUAGAUAUUUGGAUCUUCUUGCUCAUUAUCAGGUAAAGGCAUUCCUUAGAGGCAAGCCUCCACCCUUUACAGCUGGUAAGCUUGAAGGGAUAGCAGCUGUUGUAAAUGAGAAUGUUAGAACAGUGAGGAAACUCUGCAGCAGCAGUCUUCGGUACUGGAUAUUAGAAUAUUUACGAAGACAACCAAAAGAGAGAACAUAUCGUGCAUUGGUCCUUAGAUUUUUGAAAGAUCGAAUUGCAGCUCUAUUGUUGCUUGAGGUUGGAUUUCAAGCUUCUGCCUGGAUCCCUGUAGGAAUGCAGAUAGGGGAUGAAGUAGAAGUUAAGGUGGAAGAAGCACAUCCACGUGAUGAUAUUCUAUUUCUGAAGGAGGUUGUAAAAGAGUGAUGAGCUAAGAUAGGAUUUUGAAUAGGCUUUAUCAUUGUUCAACGAUUUAUUCAAUAGGGUAAACAUCUUUCCGCAUCCCAAAUCCACUCAAUUUGGCUGGUAGGAUGCAGCCUCCUUCCUGGUCUAUUGCAUGGAAGAGAGAUCACACUUUCACUGGCAGAAUUUCAUCAUUUGAAACAUUGUUAAGUGGUUCAAAUCAAAUCUUGAAGUGUCAUUUCUAGCAGAGAAGUUCAUGGAUGUAAUAGCCAACAAGUGUACAGUCCUUCAAACAUUUUCUCCAACCAUAGUCACAUGAGGUCUAUCGGUUUUGUUCCUCACUUGAGCAAGUAAUUUUGCCCAUUCACCUGAUUUGGUGUAGUAGUAGUAGUAUAUGGUUGGCCUUACAAUUCAUAUGAAGAUCUAAGUGAGCUUUCAUUGUAAUAUCACAUUCUUCGUGCAAUAACAUCCGAAAAUCUAGAGUUUCAGUACUGCGGGUGAUUACGCGGAAGAGACAUUUUUACAUGAUAUACGCUUACACCCAGUUUCCCAUAUACCACUAUAAUUGAUCAUGAA
This is a messenger RNA of Glycine soja, 3094 nucleotides long. RefSeq names its product ribonuclease II, chloroplastic/mitochondrial. Gene Ontology annotation, cellular component: exosome (RNase complex); P-body. Lineage: Eukaryota; Viridiplantae; Streptophyta; Magnoliopsida; Fabales; Fabaceae. The record is from RefSeq and is a predicted model, not a curated record. The coding region runs from base 188 to 2542 and encodes 784 amino acids. Gene Ontology annotation, biological process: mRNA catabolic process. Gene Ontology annotation, molecular function: 3'-5'-RNA exonuclease activity; RNA binding. The transcript is spliced from 14 exons.